This is a messenger RNA of Musa acuminata AAA Group (dessert banana), 1850 nucleotides long. RefSeq lists its product as uncharacterized. Bases 501 to 1520 code for a protein of 339 amino acids. The record is from RefSeq and is a predicted model, not a curated record. Lineage: Eukaryota; Viridiplantae; Streptophyta; Magnoliopsida; Zingiberales; Musaceae. The transcript is spliced from 4 exons.
GAAGCUCCUGUGAAUUAUAGUCAAUAGGCACGGACAUAAAUAAAUUUAUUUGGUGGCACAGAUUUACAGCCAGUUAGAGCCUAUUUGUUUGGACCACAUGUUUGGAUGAUGAAUUAGCAGCAUUUUUUUGUGGCGAGUCUGAUCUUGGUAGGAAAUUUCUAAUUUUAUGUUUGACAGUGUUAGGCAUUGUCCGUUCAAGUAGCAGUUCAAGUUCACCUUUUGUGGUCUGAGUGGUACUGUCCUGCACUAAUUUUUAGUACUCCCCAUGUUCCUGCUUUUUAUCCACGUUGUUCUGUAUCACAGUUUGCCAAUGUGUUUGCAGCGGCUAUGGGAUCCUAAAGAUGUCUUUUCUAAAGUGAUGGGGUAGAGAUUGUUAUACCUUUUCUUGCAGCUUCCUGGAGCUGUUUCUUUAGAAGAAUCUUUUCUUUCGUGCAGAUGUUAUACCUUUUCUUGCAGCUUCCUGGAGCUGUUUCUUUAGAAGAAUCUUUUCUUUCGUGCAGAUGUUUGGAACCGAAAGAUUCUGCAUAAUCUCUAGAAGGAGGAGAAUUGGCCGAUGUGGUUUUGAGUUAAUCAUCAUUUUAUUGCUAUCAAAAACUUGCAUAAACCAGAAGAUCAUCGUCUGUUGCAUGGGACAGCCCACGCAGGGUGAAGUGUUUCAACUCUCGCAAAAUCUUAUACAGAAGGUGAUUUCUUGGACUCGCAUGAUAUCUACAAACCAAGGACGGGUGACAGUGGCCAUUUCUCGGAGUGGCGACUGCAAUGAUAGCCCACAUGGUCAGUGUACGCCCUUUUCUCCUCUGCCUGAAGUGACCAAUCCUUUCUUCAAUUCCAAGGCUUUGUUGGCGCAGCACAGUGGAUUAGUAUUCAUCUUCUGCACCCAAUGUCUCGGCUUUCACCGACAACUAACUGGAGGUGUUCGAGCUGCUUUGACCUGCAGUCCCCAACGAAGCUCACUUGCAGAAUGGAAGGGAGAGGAGAGAGGUAAGAGGAUGAGCUCCGGGUGCAAGUCUUCUGUGAGCUGCGUCGACGCACGUCGGCCGGCUAGACCAACCUAUGUCAACCUCUACAGGUGGCCGGAGUCCGACGCCGAGUUCGUGAAGUCGAUGACAGGAGGAAGGGACGAGAGAGUCGGUGAUGACAACCUCGUUGAUGGGAGGAGGAGGUGGAGUCCGAGCCCAAGGGUGGUGGAUAGUUACUCAUGCCGGCAGAUGUACCUAAGGAGCUACACCUUCUCCAAGGAGGAGACCGCCACGGAGAAGGCACGACAGUGCCUCGGCAAGGCUAAGCGACGAGCUGUCGUCCUGUUCCCUUUUCUCCAGCAGAAGACCGAGGGCCGCAGCUGUGUUCCUGCUCAUGCUGAUACCAAGAUGAGCAGACGUAGCAGCAGGAGGAAGGAGAAGAAGCGAAAGGUCUGCGGAACAGAUAAGAUGCCAAGAGAGAUCUCUUACUCCGCACUGUUCUCCAUUUUCUUCCGGUUCCUCUUCUGCACCUCCAGCGUCGAAGUAGUCGACAGAAGGUGAAUCAGAUCAAAAAGGUUGAUGAUAAACUCUUUUCCAGCUCCAAAGAAGGUGAGUUCUUGGAUCUCUUCUAUCUUAUAUUCUACUCAAAAUUACGUGUUUUGCAUCUAUCUUACUAAAGAUCAAAACUAAGAGUGAGAAAGAGUCUUAGUGUUUCCAGUUCCUGCUUGAUCAAGAGACUCAGCAAAACUGUUUUCAUACUCAGCAGUGCCAAUUUCUUGUUAUAUUUCUUUUGUACAUCCAAUUCAAGUCCCCAGUAAGGUAAAGCAAAAAAAACACCAUGCGCUUGAUGUAAAGGUUAGUGAGAGAACAUGUGCUCCUCUCUCUUUCUCA